This is a messenger RNA of Frankliniella occidentalis (western flower thrips), 8475 nucleotides long. RefSeq names its product titin. NCBI's taxonomy places the organism in Eukaryota, Metazoa, Arthropoda, Insecta, Thysanoptera, Thripidae. The record is from RefSeq and is a predicted model, not a curated record. Gene Ontology annotation, molecular function: protein binding.
AAUUUAAAGCUCAAUCAUGAUGGGUGUCGCGUGGUGUGACGGCGGUUGGGGAGGGCACCGAGCGAGCGGGCACGGUCAGACGAGAUCGCAUGAAUGAUGAAGAGAUGGGCCUACACAUGUCAAGUUGCCUUCCUUCCAGUCGCACUUCUUUACGAACGAGCCGGACAUGCCUGAACACAACACUGCCCAUCAUGGCCACUGGAAGCAGGAUGAAGCUAGAGGAGCGAACUUAGAAACCAUCUCCAGUGCAUUCGCACAGUUUUCUUGUUUUAUUCAAUUAGGUCGUUGCAAUGUGAUUGCCAAUGGUUCUCCUUGAGGGAGGGUUUGGGAGUACAACGUUAGUGCUGUGCGCGGACAGCGCUUGAAGGCCUGGCCUGGCCCAGACGAAGUAGUGACAGGCCGCCAAGACGUCGGUGCCAUCAGUGAUCAAGCUCGGGGGCGCGGGCCCGGGCCCCACAGGCCCCUCUGGGGGGGGAAGCUCGCCCCGCACGGCCCCCCUGCCCCCAGGCCCACCCCAUAGGGUGCUGCGCGCGCCUUUCAACAUACAAUGUGGAGCUGGAGCAGUCAACAGCCUUAUGGUAGGACAGGCAACAUCAGCAACCAUUAUCCAGUCUCCUGGUGGGACUGUACGGCGUGGCAAUGUUGGUUCACAAUCUGAUGAAGGGAUGAGUCUCAUAGUCCAAUUGGGCACCACUGUUGUGUCCAAGCCUGGAUCUAAUAUGACCAGUGCCUCAGGUUCUGGUGGACGCAACGUUUCAUAUAGAGAUAGUAGGAUUGCUGCUCAAUCCGCAACGCUGGGAGCAAUCACAUCUAAUGCUUCAAAUGUUGGAACAAUGUCAGGUCAACACCGCACACUUGUGACGGCUGUUGGGCAUUCAGGAACAGUCAGAACUGUUCCAGCCGUGAAUGCUAAUGUUGCUGGUGGAGCUUUCAAAAUUCAUUCCCAGCAUCACAGAGUGAUUACUAGCACUCAGCAUGCUCAAGUGUCAGUUGUUCAGAAGAGCCAGAGCUCAGCGACUAUACAAAAGCCAUCACCAUUUAUGGAGCUUCAGACAAGAAAAGUUAUUGUUCCAGCAACAGCAAAUACUAAACUGAGUUCUGAGCUUAUGAAGGAAGCUCCACUGGAAAAGUUACAAUCACCUGCAAAUGAAGAGAAAAAGUCACUUCAAUCGCAGAUACCUCUUAUGUACCAGUAUGUUUUGCAGGAGCACAACUACGUGGCUCUUCCUCCUGCAUCGCCCCCUUUGUCACCUGCUCAUCACCACACUGCAGGACCAAAAGUUAAUGGGGCCCCCUCAAGUGCCAGUCCAUCUUCUCUGAAUAGUGAACCCACCAUUCAGCACCAUCCAUUACACCAUGCUCAGCUCACCCCUCACACCCAGCAAAAUCCAAGCCUCCUUGCAUCACGGCAAUCUGUGCAUAGCCUCCAUAGUCCUCAUGGUGGGCCACAGGCAACUCACCCUACCCGGCCAACGAAUCUUAAUCUUGAUGAUGCGGGAAGUGAUAUCAGCAGUGAUGCAGGUAGAGAGAUAGAACCUGAGGGCGAGGAAACUGAAACUGCUCCUGAAGCCGAAGGGGAAGAUGACAGUGUAACUCGGUGUAUCUGCGAUUUUGAACAUGAUGAUGGAUACAUGAUUUGUUGUGACAAGUGCUCGGUUUGGCAACAUGUUGACUGUAUGGGAAUUGACCGAAUGAAUAUUCCUGAUGAGUACAUGUGUGAAAGAUGUCAACCAAGGCGCGUAGAUAAGAUGCGUGCACGAAAUAUUCAGUGCCGCAAAAGAGAAGAAUUUUUCCAUAAUGAUACCUCUAGUGACUCCUCUACUUCAUCAACUGAUUCAGAGCCUCUAACUAUAGUUGCUCCUGGAGUUGUAAAGAAGAGAGGUGGACCAGGUGGACUAGGUGGACCAGGGCCAGGUCCAGGCCCAGGAUCUGGACCUGCUGGUAGAAGAAAAAAUGAAACUAUGAGAAAACAACCUGUGGGGAACCCUGGUUAUCGUCAAAGAAGAGAUUCAGGUAGAGAUAUGGUGCCAUCCCUAGCCACCCCUAAUCCAAGAAGGCAGCCGACUCCUCGUAAAAAGUCUACAGAGAACAAAAGAGCUCCUCGUCGGAGAAAGCAGAGUAAGUGUGGAGAUGAAGAUAAGAGCCCAGACACAUGGGAAAAGUCUCCACCAAUUCAAUCACUUCGCCAGUGGAUUGAUAAUUAUGAAGAAGCAGUUACAAACCAUUACUCACCCGAGUUGCGAGCACGCAUUCAAAGCAUUAGGGUGAAUGGAGUUCAUUCAGAACUGAAAGUACCCUCUCACCUUCUCUCAGGCUCUUCUGGUGUAGCCAAAUGUAGAUUAACAAUGCUCCCUAAUGGGACAAAGAUACUGGUUACAACAUGUACUCUAACUGCUAAUCAACCAAUUAUUGAACUGCGGGGCAAGUACAUGCUCUCACAACAGCAUCGAGCACUCAGUUCCAGAAAUACUCCACUUCCUGGUCCUUUCUUGUUUUUCCACCGUCUGCCGCUGCCUGCUCUUCGUGAAGCCACUGAAGUGUGUGUUGAUUGCCGUACUUAUGGUAAUGAUGCUCGAUUUGUGAGAAGAUCAUGUAAACCAAACAGUGAGGUCCGACAUUGUGUGGAAAAGGGUACUCUCCACCUGUUCUUGGUGACGAUAUGUACCUUAGAAAAGAAUUCUGAAAUCACUAUUCGCCAUCAAGAGGGGGCCAAUCUUCCUUGCUGUUGUGGGAAUCCAAAAGAAUGUUCAGCUCAAUCACAAAUUGCUGCUCAAAAUAGUUCUAACCUCACCCGUAAAAAUGGCACCCCUGAAGAAUCAACAAGGCGCCGGAGGGGAAGGAGACGAACUGUUUCUUCAAGCUUUUGCAGAGAUUUACCAAGCCCAACUGGACGAACACCUACAAGUCCGGUUGAUGCUUUAUCUCCGGUACCAAUGCCAACACCUGUAGCACCAGCUCCCAUUGGGUCACCCCCUCAUUCUCCUGUUCCUGAAAAGAAAAGGCGUCUCUCUCCACCUUGUUCACCUGUACCCCUUAAAGUAAAAGAAGAAACAAGUGUGAAAGAGGAAGUAAAAGUUGAACCCAGUGAUGAUGAAGUGAGCAGUUCUGAAAAAGAUAAACCUGAAAAGUUUGAAAGUAAACCUCUUAAAGUUGAGAAAGUUGAAAGCUCACCAUCUCCGCCUCCCACUCCUCCUACAACUCGCAACACAAUGGCCAGGAGAAGUUCUACUGUAAAUAGACCUCAGCCUGAAGCUUUACCUGAUUCAACACCAGGUUCACGAAGACUCAAAGAGAAGGAGAAAGAGAAAGAAAAGGAGAAAGAAAAAGAAAAGGAAAAAGAGAGAGAAAGGGAGAGAGAGAAGGAAAAAGAACGCAAAGAUGAUGAAAAGCCAGUCAGAGAAAGGCGUGGCAAGAGUGAAUCAGAGCCAGAGCCAAAGAGCGUAGUAGUCAAAAGUGAACCUGUUGACAAAAAUAAAAAUAGGGCACUGACUCGUGAGGAAAGAAAAAUGGAGGCUAUCAUGAAAGCUUUUGAACGAAUGGAAAAAUUAGCUCAAAAGAAACAGGAAGCUCAAGUUCGUCAACAAAGACAGAAGUCUGGUGAAAAGAGUGAGGAACAGGAUGUACCCACUGCAGCUCAGCGUAAAGAAGUACCAACAGUUGAUAAGGCUAGAAGAAGAAAGCGGAAGGGGAGGGGGCGGUCUGCUAGUACACAGCAGAAGGAGAUACCACAAGCUAGUACAAGAUUGCAGAGACGUACUAGAUUGUUAAGGGGAUCAGGUAGAGAUGUUGAACCAGAUCCUGAUCAAGAACAAGACAAUGAUAUGGACCAGGAUCAAGAUGUGGAGCCAGAUGCAGAUGAUGUAUCUUCUGAUGAGGAGACCCAGUCUCCUCAAUCUAUCUUCCAAGAUGUUAAUAACAAAACUCCUCCUCCCAAUUUUGAUAAGGAUGCUGGAAGCUGUUCAUCUCAAGGCUCAACACCACCCACACCUUUAUCAUCUGCAUGUCUUCUAGUCGCUGCUGCUGUUGGACCUCUUGCCCCUGGUUUUAAAUUCCCCAAAACAAAGAAGGGUCUGUUGACAUCAUGGUUCAAGACACCAGAUGGGGCUUCAACACCUGAGCCAGGGAAAGCUGCACUUCCCUAUAUGAAACCACUUUCACCCGAGGGUGUAAAUAACAAUAUGAUCAAUUCAGGGUCUGGCUCUGCUGGGUUUGCCAAAAAAAGAUGGUUGCGUCAAGCUAUUAGUGAAGACCAUGCUGAUUCACCCAAUGGUAAAGCAGGACUUGGUGAAACAAUAGAAUGUGUCACACCACUAAAGAAGCGAAGACUUGCUCGUGAAUCAAUGUCAGCAGAUUCUCCUGUCAUUAAUGACUUUGAGUCAGAUCAGCCAACUCCAGAUGAAGAUACUUUAGAUGGCCCUACUCCUGCUAAUGAAAAUGCAGAUAAUGAAAUGAGUAGUCCUGAUGAAGGUUCUCAAUCAGCUGAAGAUGUUGAUAUUCCCCCGGUUAAACACCCUCUGACAGCUUUUGAGGAUGUACCAUUGCCGGCGGUGAGUGUGCCGCCUUUACAAGAGUUUAUGGGUGGAGAGUCUGAGGUGGACGAGAGCAUAAGGUUCCCCCCUAAACCACCUCAACAUUUUCCUGAACCCGAAAUCCCAGUUCAUAUCCCCACUCUUGCUCCUCCUGUUCCUCUUCUGAGUGCCAGUAUUCAGGGUCCUCCUACAGAUCCGCGGAGACCUAGAGAGAAUUCACUGAAACCCUCGGUGAUGCCUGUCUCGCGCCCUGGUGUGCCCCCCCAAGGCCUCAUAAAUGCCUUCACCCCAAUCCCUGCCCUUGCUCCUGUCGCCACUCCCCCUGUAGCUCGAUAUGUGGCUCCUCCACCAGCACCUCAACCCCCUGAACCACCAGCAAUCAAGCGCAAGCUUUCAAUAUCUGAAUAUCGCCAAAGGAAGCAGCGUACUAGUACAGACACUGCAACACUUAAAGUGGAAUCUUCACCCACUCUUGAACCAUCCACCUUUAACAAUGUCAAGCCUGUCAGCCGAUCCAGAAGUAGCAGUACUAGUAGUAGCAGUAGUUUGUCUUCAGAUGAUGAAUCAAGUUCUGCCCCAAUCAUGAACAAAAUUCGUCAGCUUGAUAUGCGUGCUGCAAAAGUGGGAGCAUUUGCCACAAGUGGUGCAUCUUCCACUACAGGGUCUGCUAUUCCAAGCAUUGUGGGUGGCAGCAUCUCUGGAUUAAAUAUUGAUCCCAAUGCACUAGCCAAGGAUGGAGAAGGAGACGAUAAGAAAGUCGGUUCAUCCUGGAGCUCUGCGCCCACACUUGUGGAACGUCAAAGAGAGAAUUUGACAGAAAGGCUUAGAAGAGAAUUUGGCUUGUUUGUUAAUGAUGAAGCAGAAGAGGCAGAACGUGUCCGUAAGCUGGCGCUUCUGGGUGCUGCUGGAGGCAUUGUGGACUCUGCCGGUAUUCAGCCUGCGGUUCCCGUCUCUACCCCAGUUACCGCUCUGGGAACUGCUCCUGUUCUCUUGCCUUCUGGGGCACCUAUUCUCGCGCCUCCUGGGGCGCCCGUUCUCGCGCCCUCGGCGGCGCCAGUUCUCGCGCCCUCGGGGGCGCCAGUUCUCGUGCCUUCUGCGGCGCCCACUCUCGCGCCCUCGGCGGCGCCCAUUCUCACCCCUUCUGGGAUGCCUGUUCUCGCGCCUGCUGUAGCGCCGGCCGUAGCGCCGGCCGUAGCACCUGCAGUAGCACCGGUUCUGACUCCCACACCGGCUCCCACGCCUGCUGCUGCUGCUGUUGUUGCUUCUGCAAUCCCCACUAUUGCCCCGAUCCCUGCAAAGGACUUCAAAGACAAGGAGAAGGAUAAGGACGUGAUGAUGUCCAAUCCCAUCCCGUCUCUUGGCAAGAAGAAGGGGCCUCUCCCCCCUCCUCCUCCCCCUGGGCUGCCCCCCUCGUCUCAGCCGUACACGACGCCUCCGGGGGCCAACCCACCUCCUCCAGCACAUCUGAUGCCGCAGCCACCCCCUCCGGGGACGGGCCCGGGGCCCAUGCCGCUUCCCUCAGGUCGGCCCUCCGUGCGGUCCAACUCCGGCUUCUACUACCAACAAUUCGGCCGGCCAUGAGGACAGCCCGGCGGCGGGCGAGGCCGUGGUGGAGGCCGUGGUAGUCGCCCCCGCCGUUACCAGUUCGUCCGCUAAGGGCCGAGGCCUAGCCCUAGCGGGGGAACCUUUUACAGCCAUCAGUUCCUACAGUGAUAGUAUUUAUUUGUCUAUAUAACGUUUAUUAUAUAGGGAAAUAGAUGAACUUGUUAGAUUGACAAAUGCACCUUAUUGCCAGUGGCUAUGCGUUUAGUCAUGGUAUGUUGCGGUCGUGAUUCUAUAUUAACUUCCCAGUUUUGUUACUUUUUUAAGAAAUAAUUGUGGUACAGGGUGUUCUGUACUUGACAUGAUUUUAUAAUUUAGAUAUUAACCGCUGUAUUUGGUUAAAAUCCUUUGUUCCUUAAACAGUUGGAGUUUAGCAGCAUUGCGUUUGGACUGCAUAUUUUUGUGAUUGCUGAUGAGUUUUGUAUGAUUUAAGGAAAAGUGUUAACUUAAUUGUUGCUUUGUGAUGAACUCCAUUCAUAGUUAUUUGAAUACCAGUGUUGUGAUUGUUAAUGAUGAUAUACAGUGCUGUGUAUAUUUUGGAAAACACCUAAUUCUCCCACUUUUUUCAUAUUAAAGUGUUGCAGAAGUGUAUUGAUGGAAAUGUGCAAAUUAUGUAUUUAUUGUAAUUAUUCUAUUGCCGUUACCAUAGCCAGCUCUUUAGAGGCCAGGUGGCAUGAAUAUAUGGGUUUAGUCAAUUUACUUCAGUAAUCUUUCUUAACCUUGUUUUGUGGGCCCCGAAUCUCGUGUUGGAAGUUGAGAUUUGCUGCUUAAGGCUUCGCAUCCACUGUUUGACUUUGAGUCUUUGCAUUUAGUUGACAUCUGCGGUUGCAGAGAAUGCCAACCUAGUUACAAAAGUUUGUUGAGGAUUUAUAUCUCUUGUAGUAUUGCUGUAGCCGAAGCCCCAUUGCUAUACUUACAUUGUUGUAACUUUUAAUGCCUGUUGUUAAGUAAUAGUAGCGGUUGUUCUUGCAUUAGGAAUUAUCACCCUUUGGCUUCUGUAGCUAUUAGCAAAAUUAAAGGGGUUGAGCUUUUAACCUCAUUUAUUGAAAUUAGUUAUAACAAUGUGCAGUUGAAUGUGAUUUCUUCAGAUGAGUUUCUGUCAUCCAUGCUAAAAUCUCAUGGGCUCACCUCCCUUUGAAUGAAAUUCAUGAAUGUGUCUCCUAAAACCCAGGUGUGGGAUUGGAUGUUUCAAAGGCUUGUGAGCUCACUCUCUAUUUCUCUCUACAGUGUCUGGCAUGGUGAUGGUGAAAGUUGAAGACAGUACAAGCAUAUGUAGAUAAACUAGCUUUACAUGUUUGUUUGUUUUACUUUGAUUUUAGUUGUGUGAUGAAUGGGAGUUUCUAGUUAAUGUUUAACACAUCUCCGUACUGAAUUUCUGGUUAGUGUGACACACCUUUGUUGUGGACUCUGGUUGUAUCUCAAACCUUGCACCUUAAGUACUUGACGAUAACAUGUGAACACUCAAAUUUCACAAUAUCCCUGAUAUAUUUUCUGUGUUAUAAGUCUACCUUGUGUUUGUGGUCUUUAUAAAACUAUUGUUGCAACGGAUCGUGUACAGAUUUUCUUUACUGGAUCUGACUUGAAAAUUGUUUCUUUUUUUCUCAUGUUGUUUUUUUUGUUUUUAUGCAAAUGUCACUGUUUGUCAUAAAUAUGUGUUUGGUGCUUGUGUGUGUGACUGGAACCUAGUGGAAAGUGACAGAAUAUUUCUUCUUACUUUGCACUAUGUUUUCACUUUAGUGUUAUUGUAGUCCUCCCCCACUAUACACAGGUUCCAUGCAAACAGUGACAUUUCCUUGUAGUUGAUUAUUAUCAUACUUAAGCAAAUUCUAAUAAUCAUUAAUUGACAAGAAUGAAUCAAAUGUCCUUCUGAUGUGGAUAUACUUGCAGAUCAAAUUGCUUCAACCUUACUUAAGUAUUAAUUUUAGCAGCAACCUUACUUUUCUUAAGAGAUGAUCAAAGUUUUGAAUGCUCCUUUGCCCCUUUAAAACUUUGUUUCCCAACAGAAGUGUUGUACAGCACUACUACGCUAGACUUCAAAGUAAGAUUGUUUUAAAAUUAAUAGUAUUGCUGUUGAUAUUUUAAAUUUUGAUAAAUGUGAUUGACUACCAUUCAUUUUCUAGUGACAACAAUUACCUUACCCUAAAUUUAUAAAUUUACAGUGUUCUUUAAUAUCCUAAGGUUGUUAGUGGGCCCUAAAAUCCUGCGAAUAAUCACUGAUAAAUUGCUCUCUUGUCCUAGCAGCUGCAGUGCAAUCAAAAUUUGUACUAAUUUAUGGGAAAUCUAAACUCAGUACUGCCUUGCUGUGGGACGCAAUUUUGCUGUUAUCUUCUUAAUGUUUUGUGGA